AUGAAAGAAAUUUUUCAAUCUUUCUCCAAUCUUAAUUCAUUCAUUACAUCAUGUAUAUUCGAUCGACGCCAACAACUGCAUUUGCAUCUUGAUCAUGAAAUGCCUUUUCUUCUGGGCAACGAUCUUUCCAAUCACGUGACGUCACUCUAUAUUGAUCGUAUUAUUAUUCCAAUUGGAGCAUUUCUUAAUCUUAAAUCACUUACCAUCGUCGAUGGCAAUGAGUGCGAAGACCAAUGUCUCAAUAUGAUCAAUGAGGUUUCCAAACUGUCUCAACUGAUCAGCUUCACACUAUAUCUAGUUAGUCAUAAACCGAAGUUGAUCGGUAAUGAAAUGAUUAAAACUGCAUUUGAUCAUUCUUCUCUUCAACGAAUCAAUCUAAUUACAAAUGCUCGUUCAAAUUGUUAUUCACGAGGCAGAAAUUUAGAUGGCAACUUGACCUUUCGUUUGGUUAAAAUGGAUUGUAUGACCUCGGAUUUUCAUGGUGUAAAAAUUGAUCAUGGUUGCUAUAAAUUACACAGCAGACACUAUCUACCUUUGAGGAGGCAAUAUCAUAUUCGUCGUCUCGAUCUUGAUUUCAAGCAAUGGAGAUUACACUUACUAGUUGAAUUCUUAUCUGCUAUGCCUUCGUUAAUAGCAUUAACAAUUAAAGGCUUUUGUUGUUGUAAUAAUAUUUAUUUCUGGAUAUAUGUCGACCGUUGGGAUCAAAUGUUGCAAAAUUUGAAGGCAUUACAACGUGUCGCUAUCGAGAUUUACCUCGCUUUACCAAUAAGGUUGAGAAAAGGGUGCGCGAAAUCGUUCAACGAAAGUGAAGCAGAAAAAUUUGAAACCUGCAAACGGAUAAAUCUGGUAGCCGGGCCAAGAACAAAAAAAAACAGCUGUGGGAUGUGUUCAGAUUAG
Molecule: messenger RNA, 897 nt
Organism: Rotaria socialis
Lineage: Eukaryota; Metazoa; Rotifera; Eurotatoria; Philodinida; Philodinidae
Source: the annotation of a GenBank genome assembly